Molecule: messenger RNA, 1998 nt
Organism: Echinops telfairi (small Madagascar hedgehog)
Lineage: Eukaryota; Metazoa; Chordata; Mammalia; Afrosoricida; Tenrecidae
Gene: ABCE1
Product: ATP binding cassette subfamily E member 1
Exons: 18
Coding region: 149-1948 (599 amino acids)
Biological process (GO): translational initiation; ribosomal subunit export from nucleus; translational termination
Molecular function (GO): ATP binding; ATP hydrolysis activity; iron ion binding
Source: RefSeq, a predicted model, not a curated record
AGCUGGGCACCGCCAUUUUGGCCGGUGGCCGUAAGAACACGCUGUGUGGCUCAGAAGUGAAGACAAGAACCGAAUUGGACUCUACGCGCUCCUCCGGAAGGAAAUCGUUUCCUCCAGAAGUCCUGGCUAUUCCAACUUUCUUGCAAUUAUGGCAGACAAAUUGACAAGAAUUGCUAUUGUCAACCAUGACAAGUGUAAGCCUAAGAAAUGUCGACAGGAGUGCAAAAAGAGUUGCCCUGUAGUUCGAAUGGGAAAACUAUGCAUAGAGGUUACACCCCAGAGCAAAAUAGCCUGGAUUUCUGAAACUCUUUGUAUUGGUUGUGGUAUUUGUAUUAAGAAAUGCCCCUUUGGCGCCUUAUCAAUUGUCAAUUUACCAAGCAACUUGGAAAAAGAAACAACACAUCGAUAUUGUGCCAAUGCCUUCAAACUUCACAGGUUGCCUAUUCCUCGUCCAGGCGAAGUUUUGGGGUUAGUUGGAACUAAUGGUAUUGGAAAGUCAACUGCUUUAAAAAUUUUAGCAGGAAAGCAAAAACCAAACCUUGGAAAGUAUGACGAUCCACCUGAUUGGCAAGAAAUUUUGACUUACUUUCGAGGAUCGGAAUUGCAAAAUUACUUUACCAAGAUUCUAGAAGAUGAUCUAAAAGCCAUUAUUAAACCUCAAUAUGUGGACCAGAUUCCCAAGGCUGCAAAGGGCACAGUAGGAUCUAUUUUGGACCGAAAGGACGAAACAAAGACACAGGCAAUUGUAUGUCAACAGCUUGAUUUAACCCAUCUAAAAGACCGAAAUGUUGAAGAUCUUUCGGGAGGAGAAUUGCAGAGAUUUGCUUGUGCUGUUGUUUGCAUACAGAAAGCUGACAUUUUCAUGUUCGAUGAACCUUCUAGUUACCUAGAUGUCAAGCAGCGCUUAAAGGCUGCUAUUACUAUACGAUCUCUCAUAAAUCCAGAUAGGUAUAUCAUUGUGGUGGAGCAUGAUCUAAGUGUGUUAGACUAUCUCUCUGAUUUCAUCUGCUGUUUAUAUGGUGUACCAAGUGCUUAUGGUGUUGUCACCAUGCCUUUUAGUGUAAGAGAAGGUAUAAACAUUUUUUUAGAUGGCUAUGUUCCAACAGAAAACUUGAGAUUCCGAGACGCAUCACUUGUUUUUAAAGUGGCUGAGACAGCGAAUGAAGAAGAGGUUAAAAAAAUGUGUAUGUAUAAGUAUCCAGGAAUGAGGAAAAAGAUGGGAGAGUUUGAAUUAGCAAUUGUAGCUGGCGAAUUUACUGAUUCUGAAAUCAUGGUGAUGCUAGGGGAAAAUGGUACGGGUAAAACGACAUUUAUCAGAAUGCUUGCUGGAAGACUUAAGCCCGAUGAAGGAGGAGAAGUACCAGUUCUAAAUGUCAGUUAUAAGCCACAGAAGAUAAGUCCCAAAUCAACUGGAAGUGUUCGCCAAUUACUACAUGAAAAAAUAAGAGAUGCUUACACUCACCCACAAUUUGUGACUGAUGUAAUGAAGCCUCUUCAGAUUGAAAACAUCAUUGACCAAGAGGUACAGACACUAUCUGGUGGUGAACUGCAGCGAGUUGCUUUAGCUCUUUGUUUGGGCAAACCUGCUGAUGUGUAUUUAAUCGACGAGCCCUCUGCUUAUUUGGAUUCUGAGCAGCGGUUGAUGGCAGCACGAGUGGUCAAACGCUUCAUACUCCAUGCCAAAAAGACAGCCUUUGUUGUAGAACAUGACUUCAUCAUGGCUACCUAUCUAGCAGACCGAGUCAUCGUUUUUGAUGGGGUUCCAUCUAAGAAUACGGUUGCAAACAGUCCUCAAACCCUUUUGGCUGGCAUGAAUAAAUUUUUGUCACAGCUUGAAAUUACAUUCAGAAGAGAUCCAAACAACUAUAGGCCAAGAAUAAACAAGCUCAACUCAAUUAAGGAUGUAGAACAAAAGAAGAGUGGGAAUUACUUUUUCUUGGAUGAUUAAACCUGAGAAUACCGAUGAGCCACUUAUAAUAAAAGAAACAUUGGAGCUUU